This is a messenger RNA of Amoebophrya sp. A120, 7879 nucleotides long. NCBI's taxonomy places the organism in Eukaryota, Dinophyceae, Syndiniales, Amoebophryaceae. The record is from the annotation of a GenBank genome assembly.
GUCAAGAAGGUCCGAUGAAGAAACAAACAUAAACAAGGCGAGGGAACAUCUCUGCCUCGCGAGGUGCGAAUUUCUAAAUUCAAAUGUACCUUAGUACUGAAACUCACACCAACAUCUUUCAAGAAAAAGCAGAGCCAGUAAUUAUGUGAUGCGACGGAACGUUUUCGAUUCUAAUAAGGGUAGCCCAUGUUAAUGCACAGCAUCUAAAUGCUGAGUUUAGGUUUACUCGUCGACCUACAUCAUGUAGUAACUGAUGAGCAUUUUCAUUUCGACAAGCGUGCGCACUCAUGAAUAGAAGUGCUGUCUAUAAUUAAUCUUCUCAGGACCAGGACGAGUGGAAGUGGACGUCACCUUCUACUUCCUCUCAUGGAUGAAAGACCAGCCUACAGAAGCGGGUAGGCAAAAAGGACGACGUCGAGUGUUGUUUGUGCGUAACAUCAUCCCCAUCCGCAGCUGCACCAAGAGGUGGUAGUAGUCCUGGCGGCACGACGUGAUAGACGAAAAGAAUGAGAACCGCAGAGGAGCAAGAUUGAAAGGCAGUGCAAGAAGUAGCAGCUCUACAACAUUCACUCCGACCUCCGAGAUGACGAUGACAAAAGAAGUUGUACCAAUUGGAAAUCAUGUCAAAAUGUUGAUUCCUCUGGGUUAGGAAAGUUUCUUACAUCCUGACUCGUGGAACAAGGAUAAGCACGAAAGUGAAACUGAUGUUGAAGUGACGGCAAAAAAAAAAACGCACCCCAACAUGAUAAGUUUUCGUCCCGCUCUCGUCAUUCUCGGUUACUUACUCAUUCCACUUGCGGGAAUAAAAGGGUGGAUCUCGUCCCCUGGCUGCAAGAUAGUCUUGAUGAUAGUGAUACAUAAUCCACAGCUUAAGUACUUAUUUAAGUGCUGCGGAAUGUGCGUCGUAGCUAGAUGACAUGACUGUGCAGGAGCCAUCAUGCCUUACAUAGAUAAAACACGAGUUCCGGGGCAAUUGAUGUUCCAAGCCCAGAUGAAUCGUUCGAUGUUUGCAAUGCAUAGGCCACUGACGAAGAGCACGAGACGGAGACGAGUUGGCACCACAGGGAAGACAAGCUUGCCCUACUGGAGGUUUUUGUUGUAAACGACGACGAUGAAGCUGCAGAUGAAGAAGAGCUGUGGGAGCUGGAAAGAGCGCAAAAUGAUGACAGCGAAGCCGAGGAACAAAUCACGACCCCACUACUCACAGGAUACUACAACUCUCGCCUGCCCAUCCCGAAGUUGUUGUCGGAGAAAGAUGGAACAUCAGAGGACCACUCUGAGCUGAUAAAUUUGAACUCAGCUACCACUUCUACUUCUACGACAGCACCGGAUGAAGCAGACCAGAGUUGUCUCGGCGCCAGAGCAGCUGAAACAAGAUCUCCUUCAAGAUUAUGCGAGGAUCCUGCACGCCCACGUCCAGAAGCUGAUGACAAACCACCCGCUGGUGGAGGUGCCCUCUAUUCAUCGAGCAGCAGCUGCACCACUAAAAGUCGGAGAGUUGUAGCAAAGCACCGGUUCUCCUGCGGCUCCCAGAGCGGCGCGUCGUGUUUGUUACUCGUGGUUACAACAGCUGUCGUGAUUUUGUGCUCACUCACAUUUUUUCUGCCAGGGGGCGGUGGCGUAGUGUCCUACUUGUUGGGAUUUUGCGCCGGUCCGCAGGAUUGCGUGGAACUACAGGGUAUUACGCAUUGCAAAUAAAAUAUGUCUGGGUCAUCUGGAACAAAAGUGUAAGUUUGUCAUGCUUGUUGUCUCACAUGACUGUUGAAUCUUAUCUCGAAUGCGUGAGCAGGAAACCGAAACACUUACAAUAUUUAUAUUACUUUUAUUGAUGCUGUGAUGCCGUGGGUGGUAAAAAUGGCUACUCUGUGAUGAGAGCAUGAGCAGCACAAGAACUCGCAAGACCCAGACAUUAGUAUUUGCAAUGCAUAGAACCACAGCAGGCGUCCUCAACGCGGCCCGGCGAAAGUUCAUCUGGCCGAAUUAGUGCACGUGCGCCUGCUAUCCGUUGCAAAUAUGUCUGGUCCGAAAGAUGCAUGAAUGCAAGAUUUGUGCAAUCAUGCUGAACCCACCCUCUAUUACACUCCCGAUCUUGGUAAUGCGUCUUGCGGAAUAGUCAUAGUGCUGUUUCUUUUUCAUCUACUUAAAUAAAACGCAAGUUCUCGUGCGUGUUAUUGUUUACGUACCUUAGCCUUCGGACGGUUUGAAGAUCUGUCAUGCGUUGCUGCGUAAUCCUGUCAUUUUGUCAAUGUCAAUCAUGCACAAACUUCUUUAGCAUCUUUACAACUUUCCAGUGAAAACCCAGACAUAUUAUUUGCAGUGGAUAUCGGCCGAGGAAAAGUCGGUGGGAAGCAGGGAUUACGAACGCAGUGUCCGAGGAGCAGCGGGAGCGGCAGAUCAUCGUGUGAAGCACGAGGAGUACAACAAGCGCGCGCAAAUUGACAAUCCGCAGCAAGCCUUUCUACAGCACAGCAAACAUGCGUCUCUACAGCACAGCAAACAUGAUACUCACCUCCUCCAAUACCGUUACCCGCAGUUAAGACGAGAUGUGCGGGUGCAAGAACAGGGCAAGAAAGUAGACUUCUACGGCACGGCACAGCCACAGAUCGAUGGCUCUUUGCGCGUAAUGGAGGACCCGAAGGAGGAAAACGAAGAAGAGCAGAAUUCGGACGUACUCACGGAAAUGGAGGAUCUAUCCCGGAAAAUAAAUUUAUUUAUUGUUUCAGCACUCCCUGUCCCUUUGCAGUUCUUCUUCUUGUGCAGCUGGGGAACAACCCAUAGAAGCUCUCUUUUUGAUCGAUCAUGGUGCACUGCAUGGCUGCCAGCGUCGUUCGUGUAGAACCAACUGCCAGCACAAAAAUGAAACAAGUAACCCGGGAUCUUCCCGAGGUAGUUUCCUUUUUUAUGUUGAAGCCCCACCCCCAGCCUUCUAGAAACCAGGACAAUAAAAGCACCUAAUGAAUUACGAUGUUGCUCUUUAGAUUAUUUUGAACGUUCAUAACGUUCACACGCGAAGUAGAUGGGCGGGGACAAAGAUUGAUGUCGUGGCCCCCCCGCUUGCACUGUGUGGAAUGCUACUAGAGUACGUAGAUUUGUUUUUCCGUGAUAGGACCCGGACAGCGAGCCCCUGCACCAGAACCAAGACUUCCAGGAACUGCAACGCGGCGCACUGUUAUCGGAAAAACCAUAAUUUGAGUCAAGUCAGCAUAAUUUUGUAUGUCGUCAUGGCAAAGUGUAUGGGCGUGCACGUGAGUGUAUGUAGGUGACGCCUCGUUUAUGUCAUUUUUUGUGCGCCGACAUGUUAGUUGUAGUUUAUUCUGUUGGCCAAGAAAUAGAAAUUUGGACACAUGGAAAACAUAAGAGUAAAUGCGUAUUUAUCUUGUCACCGUCAGCUUAAUUCAAAACAGUCGUGCUCGAUGGGGAUGGCGUCUAGGUCUUGCUGGAUCCAUCGCUGCCACGCAUGGCAAGACGACAACCGAUUUUCUUUUUUGACUUGACUCAUUUUUCUGAUGUGAUAGACCACGACGACGGCCCAAUCUUCGUUUGCUCAAAUAACAUAAUGUAAAAGCACCCCCUGAAGAACCCCAUACACGAAAGGACUUCAUUGAUGGAGUGGAAGCGCCUGAAAUGGAGAUCUUGAUCUGCAUUAAGCAGUAGCCGACCAAGGUGUGGUACGUCAAGUCCAGGCGAAUCCCAAAUUGAAAAUAGUUUGCAGGUUUUUGAUAUAUCGAUUGCGCUGGUGCCUGGUGGAUUGGGCUCUCGGGGCGUCUUUGAUUAUGAUGAUGUUCCAGCUUCUUAGACAAGGAGUUCGGAGGGUGUGGUGGUGGGGGGGAAAUAAAUAUGGAAGACGAAGUAAUUAUGAGGAAUGUUUCAUAUUCGACCCCAUGGCGCCGAAGCAAAGAAACGGCUGGGCGCACAUUCCCUCCGUGUCAUGUCUGUCAUGGUGAUGGCGCCCACCUUGGGUACAGGCCAAGUGCCGACGUGGGUCACGUCGGCGCUUGGCGUGUUUGAUUCGUCUCAGCGCUUUUUAUUUUCUGUUUUUCGCGUCCAAAUUAUCCAAAUACGCCUUCUAGUCCGGCGCGGCCAGUCUUGAUCUCAUCUGACCGUGAAGUCGAGAAGCGCUCCACCGCCGCCUUGUUUUUUGUUGCGCGGCUUAGGCACUUCUUUGCCUGCGCGUGUGACCCUCGCAGGCACAUGUGGCCGACAGCCAGCGACAGCGAGCGAACUAUAGCGAAAAGGGGAUCGUGAGGGGGGACGAGUGGAGUUCCUCUAUUUCUUCCCUCCAUAUCAACAUGUCCAGGUCCAGACGUAGACCUUAAGGGUGUAGACUGCCCACUUUCUGCCGGCCACACCCCGAGCGUCCCAGACAUGGGUGGCGGAGGUGCCGAUGGCGUCGCGGCCCUUGCAGGCGGGGAUGUUAGAGGAGGUGCCGAUGGCGUCGCGGCCCUUGCAGGCGGGGAUGUUAGAGGAGGUGCCGAUGGCGUCGCGGCCCUUGCAGGCGGGGAUCUUGGCGGAGGGUCCGUUGUCGCCGCGGCGGCCGUACCAGGCGCGGAUGGCGGAGUUGACGGAGCAGGUGUAUUUGGUGGAGAUCUUGGAGGCGGAGGAGGGGGGGAUGCCGUACGGGGAGUUGUUGGAGAUAUUGGCGGCCAUCAUGUUCUUGGUCCGUCUGCAGAGGGUGUCGUGGGAGACGCCGGGGCCGGCUCCGACGCAUUACGCAGCGCGGCUGAAGUACUUCACGAUGUCUAUCUUCUUGGUCCUAGUAGCGACAUCGAUAUCGGCGGCGGGACGACACACCUAGCUGAAAGGGUAGGAGGGGCGGUAGACCGGGCGGCACAAAUUCGAGAAAAUGCACAGGAGGCUGCUGCGCUUGUUGGGGUAUACUUUGGCGCGGAAAUGGUGGAGCAUGCUUUGACAGAGGGGCUCGUCGAAAGUCGGACGCAAGCCCAUCUGAAGCAAAAAGCGCUGAAGGACGACCAGGGACGCCAGCGGGCAUUCAAGACGUUCAAGGAGCCCGUCGAGAUUUUCGCAAGCAUGGAGCUUGCGGCGCUAAACCCGGACCUGGUGGACGAAAACGCGAAAGGCCGUACACUCGAAGAGUUUUUUCCGGCCGUGUUUGCCUUCCUCCGGCAGGAGGGUACCGAGCGGAUUUAUUUGUGGGCCGGCGUUGUCCAUGAUAGCGCCACGCCACAACAGUUGCAGGAGCAGAAGAACUUCAACAUCGAGAUAGCACUGGCGAAGGACGGCGAGAAGGAGAAGCAUGACCUCUUCGAGCGGGUGGCCGACGGUAUCGCUUCGGCGGUAGUACAAACGUCAUCCGCAGGCGAACAGGAAGAUGUCGUCACCUCGUUUUUGAAGAACGACCCCAACGGGCAGAUGUUUGUUGCUGAUGUGCUUGGCGACUGGGUGAGCCCCGAUAAAAAUUGCAAAACCAAUCGAGAAUCAUGCCCGGAGCAUUUGACGCCGCCUGGUCCGCAAGUGAUGGCUCUUGUAUCAAACUUAAAACAUCAGCUUCCGCAGUCCGUUACCGUAAAAAUAAAAUUUAAACUGCUCUGCGUAGUUAUGAUGAUAAGCGACCUUGUAUAGUGCACAGUGGCACGGAUAGUCACUCAUCUUCAGCUUCAGUUAGGAGCCCUGCAGCGACGAAGCCCCUCUCUAGUGCGCAGGGCAGUUCACCAGAUAGAUAGCGUUGCUGAUUCACUUUAGCCAAGCAGGCCAAAAGAAGUGAGAAACCUGCUUUGUUAGGCAUGAGACUUUACUUUCAGCUUCGUCACUACCAUCCAUUGACAGUCACAGUUUUGCAGCUGCAGAAGGUGUGUGCAUUGUUGUGCAUGAGUCUGUCUGCGGGCGGAAAUCGUUUUGAUUAUGAUAGCUUUUGCGUUUGGUCGAGCUAGUGCUUGCGCGGCUCCUCAUGGCGGGAGACCUCGCCGAACUACGCAAGGCCAUGGGGUUUAAAGAUGACGUAACCGACGACAUUAUGAUUGCCUACAUUACAAAGGUCUAUGACACAUGGCGCUGGACCAAGGACACAGAUCACAGCGCCAGCUUGGAAACGACUCCGCCAGGAGCUCGGGGAAAGCGGAAAGAACACAUGUCGCAGCUGACGCAUGCCGCUCUGGUACAGUUCGAGACGGACUUCGCGGAGGAGAUAGGACGCAAGAAGAUGACGAAGGCACAGCUCUGCCAGGAGCAAAUUCAUGAUUUUCUGGUCAGCGUCGGGGUAAAGGAGCAGGACGCUGGACAGCAAUCGCUUCCAGUUCCGCCGCAGACGCCUGCGCCAGCGCUUCCUCGCGACGUCGGGCGACGUGAUGUAGUUGAGAAACCACUACGACUACCCGGCGCACCACCGGCAGCCAACCGUGCGUCCCCAUCUGCAGCCGCGGCCGAUCGUCCGGCGCCACCAGACAAUGACGGGGCAAAACCAGCAGGCGGUCCACGAGGCACCACGCCCCGGGGGCCCCCGGAUCAACUACAUGGAGCGCAGCGCAGCACAGGAGGCGGGUCGGCCGCGCUAAUGCCGGAAGCCGGAUUGGUAGGUGGGGGUGGUGCGGGGGCAGCCGCUUCAGCGUCGCGACCUGGGGGCGAAGGUGCGCGGCCGACGCCCGCAGCCGCAACUCCGGGAGCAGGGGGCGUUGCUGCGGGCAUUCGUCCAUCGCAAUCGGCAUCUGUUAAUCCGGCACCCGCUGCGCCUCAAAAUAAUGUGUCCCGCACCUCGACGGGGGCUCAAAAACAAACGGACUCCAAGUGCUGCUAAUAAAUUAAUUUGUCCACCUUCCUUGAAAAUACGAGAAGCUGUGGUCUACUUCAAUAACGGAACGUACAAAAUGUACUACAACACUUUUCUACAACUUCCUAAUCAGCUGUAGAUGACAGGGAGAAUCGCCGCUCCAUAGUGAUCAUCUUAAUCAAACGACUUUUCGAAAGCGCUGCUGUUGAACGAAGAGCACACUCCAGAGGAAGAUUGACCUCGGACAAAGCAGCGCGAGAAAACGAAGAAUCAUAUUAAGAGCGCCGAAAUAAACCACCUAUUACUUAUCCAUCAAUCAUUUUUCAUAAGUGCUAUGCUUUGCAGCUUUGUGCCGCGUAACCAGCCACGAUCAAGUGCAAAUAGGGCAGAGUAGGCCCCCACCAUGCGUUGGCUACUUGUUAAUUUAUUCCGUAUCAGUUCUUGUUAAACGUUUCGCGGCCACAAGAAGCAAUCUGGAGGCUCAGAAUGCUCUAUGCAAUCACAAGGAGAAAUGACAGGUUGCUUGCUACAGUGCGAAGCUUCCACUUCUCAUCUGAAUUUUACAAAGCAGUGCACUUAAUAUUCGUGGGAGCUUGCUUCCUUUUCAGCAAUCGCAAGAUGUCGGGAUGCUCGAUGUCAGGCAACCGGCAACAGGGCCGGGGGGGCUCUGAGAUAGUUAGUCUAAGUCAUUGCAAGAAGCAAAAGCAGGGCAUGCAAACUCAACCAACUGAGGCUAUACUUAUCUGAUUAUAUAUGUAUUUUUUUUUUUAAACAAGUUUACAUUCGUUUUCAAUUUCAUAACAUCAUCCUUUUUUUCCUCUUUUUCAAAUAAACUUUGAGUUGUGUACAAACAUCGAUUUCUUGUUAAGCUUGACAUAUGUAGAUGCACCUUUUUUUUGCUUUUUUAUCGACCUGUUUUUUUCUGAAGAAUCAUUCGAAUGCAGAUAAUUUUAAUUAUCGAGUUCUUGAUGAGGCAACAACAAAUAAGGACCGAUCACAACAAGGAGUGCCUCAGCUCGAGGCAGACGCGAGGUUCAUACAUAAAAACCAGAGUUGCCAUGAAGAUUGAGAAAAAGAGUUUUGUUUCACAGUAUAGAGUAAAUAAGGUGUAGAAUAAGAAGAAGAGCGGAUGCAACUUUUCAGGUGGUUUACCCACAA